Cynocephalus volans (Philippine flying lemur) is the source of this 942-nucleotide messenger RNA. RefSeq names its product short chain dehydrogenase/reductase family 9C member 7 (gene SDR9C7). Bases 1 to 942 code for a protein of 313 amino acids. Gene Ontology annotation, molecular function: all-trans-retinol dehydrogenase (NAD+) activity. NCBI's taxonomy places the organism in Eukaryota, Metazoa, Chordata, Mammalia, Dermoptera, Cynocephalidae. The transcript is spliced from 4 exons. The record is from RefSeq and is a predicted model, not a curated record. Gene Ontology annotation, biological process: retinol metabolic process; steroid metabolic process. Gene Ontology annotation, cellular component: intracellular membrane-bounded organelle.
AUGGCGGCUAUCACGGACCUCUCCUUCAUGUACCGCUGGUUCAAGAACUGCAAUCUGGUCCGCAACCUCUCGGAAAAGUACGUCUUCAUCACCGGCUGUGACUCGGGAUUUGGCAACAAGCUGGCCAGACAGCUGGUCGAUCGGGGCAUGAGGGUGCUGGCUGCUUGCUUCACUGAGGAGGGGGCCCAGAAACUUCAGCAGGAUACCUCCUUCCGGCUACAGACCAUCCUACUGGAUGUCACCAAGACUGAGAGCAUCCAGGCGGCGGCCCAGUGGGUGAGGGAUCAAGUGGGCGAACAAGGCCUCUGGGCCCUGGUGAACAAUGCUGGUGUGGGCCUGCCCAGUGGUCCCAAUGAAUGGCUGACCAAGGAGGACUUCGUGAAGGUGAUCAGUGUGAACCUGGUUGGACUGAUUGAAGUGACCCUCCACAUGCUGCCCAUGGUCAAGAAAGCCCGAGGCAGGGUCGUCAACAUGUCCAGCUCUGGUGGUCGUGUGGCUGUUAUUGGCGGUGGCUACUGCGUCUCCAAGUUUGGUGUUGAAGCCUUCUCUGACAGCAUCAGGCGCGAGCUCCACUACUUCGGGGUGAAGGUCUGCAUCAUUGAGCCGGGGAACUACCGCACAUCCAUUCUGGGCAAGGAAAGCAUGGGGUCGCGCAUGCGAAAGCUGUGGGAGCGGCUGCCUCAGGAGACCCGGGACAGCUACGGAGAGGAGUACUUCCACAUCUACACUGACAAGUUAGAACACAUGAUGCAGCUGGCAGAGCCGAGAAUCAGAGAUGUCAUCAACAGCAUGGAACACGCUGUUGUCUCCCGGAGCCCCCGCAUCCGCUACAGCCCUGGCCUGGAUGCCAAACUCCUCUACAUCCCCCUGGCUAAGUUGCCCACCCCUGUGACAGAUUUCAUCCUGAGCCGGUACCUUCCAAGGCCAGCAGACAGUGUCUGA